Molecule: messenger RNA, 528 nt
Organism: Toxorhynchites rutilus septentrionalis
Lineage: Eukaryota; Metazoa; Arthropoda; Insecta; Diptera; Culicidae
Product: cathepsin M-like
Exons: 4
Coding region: 1-528 (175 amino acids)
Cellular component (GO): lysosome
Molecular function (GO): cysteine-type endopeptidase activity
Source: RefSeq, a predicted model, not a curated record
AUGCCAAAUCCGGCCAAAACAGCACAGACAAGUCUUCAGGAAAGGCAGCAAACGCUUUUGAAGACACUCUUUCACGUAAAUUUCCUGGUUGACGGUCCCGGUUGUAACGCUUUUCAAGCCACAGAGCAUCCCGAGCUGCGGGUGAUUGGCAAUUUCGAUCGUAUUUCGCUUCAAGGUAAAUGCAAAUUCAACAAGGAUUACGCCAUCACAAACAUCAGCCAGUGGGCUAUUAUGCCAAAAAAUGAAGAUUCACUCGCUUACGCACUGUGGAAGGUGGGACCGAUUGCGGUUAGCUUAAACGCUGCUCCCAAAUCGUUCCAGUUGUACAAAAAUGGAAUCUACGACGACGAAGCCUCGUGUGAUAAUACGAAAGUGAACCAUGCGAUGCUGCUAGUUGGUUACACUCCCACCUAUUGGAUCCUGAAAAAUUGGUGGGGAACCUGGGGCGAUGGUGGAUACAUGAAGUUAGCACGUGGCAAAAAUAUGUGCGGUGUUAGUAAUUAUGCUGCUUACGUUACAAUAAAAUAA